Messenger RNA from Striga asiatica, 1918 nucleotides. The record is from the annotation of a GenBank genome assembly. Lineage: Eukaryota; Viridiplantae; Streptophyta; Magnoliopsida; Lamiales; Orobanchaceae.
GUAAAUAGCCAUUUGCUCAAUUCCCUUCAUAUUUUGCAUUUACUCUGCUACACAAGACCACACACUCGCAAUAAGUCGCAACUCACCAUCUACGCUAAAACCCUUCUUCGCUUCCAAUGUCAUCUCCACCGCCAUCAAUGGAGUCCCUAAUCCUCCAGCUUCACGACAUCGCCGCCGUCAAAUUCGGCAACUUCAAGCUGAAAUCCGGCAUCUACUCCCCUAUCUACAUCGACCUCCGCCUCAUCGUCUCCUACCCCGCCCUGCUCCGCCAAAUCUCCCAGACCCUCGUUGCCACCCUUCAUUCCUCCACCCGUUACGACGUCGUCUGUGGCGUUCCCUACACCGCCCUCCCCAUAGCCACCUGCAUUUCCCUCUCUUCCAACAUUCCCAUGGUCAUGCGCCGCAAGGAGGUCAAGGACUACGGGACAGCCAAGGCUAUUGAGGGGGCCUUCGAUCAGAAUCAAGUUUGUCUCAUUGUCGAGGAUCUCGUUACCAGCGGCACGUCUGUUCUUGAGACGGCGGCGCCGCUUCGUGAGGCCGGGCUGAAGGUCACGGACGCCGUUGUUAUGAUUGACAGGGAACAAGGAGGGAGGGAAAAUUUGGCAGAGAACGGCAUCACACUUCACGCAAUGGUGAAGUUGAGUGACAUGGUGAGGAUAUUGAAGGAGAAGGGGAGAGUAUCAGAGGAGACAGAGAAGAUGGUUAUGAAGUUCUUGGAGGAGAAUCGAAAGGUGUCAGUUCCCUUGGCACCAGUAUCUGAGAAGAAAAUUGGAGUUAGACUUCCAUUUGGAGAGAGGAUGAAGAUGGCAAAAAAUCCAACUGGUAAAAAGUUGUUUGAGAUAAUGGUGCAGAAAGAAUCAAACUUGUGCCUGGCUGCUGAUGUUUCUACUGCUGCGGAGUUGCUUGAUAUUGCAGAUAGGGUUGGACCUGAGAUCUGCAUGUUAAAAACUCAUGUGGAUAUCUUGCCUGAUUUCACUCAUGAUUUUGGAUCUAAACUUCGUUCGCUACAAUUGAUCAUGCUCAACUUUCUGAAGAUUGCAGAGAAACAUAACUUCUUGAUAUUUGAAGAUAGGAAGUUUGCUGAUAUUGGGAAUACAGUCACUAUGCAGUAUGAAGGGGGUAUUUUCCGCAUAUUGGAUUGGGCAGAUAUUAUAAAUGCACAUAUAAUUUCAGGACCAGGAAUUGUUGAUGGCCUAAAACUGAAGGGCUUGUCUCGAGGCCGAGGCCUGUUGCUGCUUGCUGAAAUGAGUUCCUCUGGUAACCUUGCCAAGGGUGAUUACACUGCUGCAGCAGUGAAAAUAGCUGAAGAUCAUCCUGAUUUUGUUAUUGGCUUUAUAUCUGUCAAUCCAGCUUCAUGGUCUAGUGGACCAGGAAAUCCAUCCCUGAUUCAUGCAACUCCUGGUGUGCAGAUGGUUAAAGGUGGAGAUGCUCUGGGCCAACAAUACAACACUCCACAUUCUGUCAUUUGGGAGAGAGGCAGUGACAUCAUUAUUGUUGGGCGUGGAAUUAUUAAAGCAGCAAAUCCUGCCGAUGCAGCUAGAGAAUAUCGGCUUCAAGGAUGGGACGCGUACUUAUUGAGUUGCAAGUAAACAUAGUUUUGGCACUGUAAUAUGGUUCUCUUUGUAAUGCCUGUCAGCAGCAUGAGGUACAAAUGAUGCACGAAGUUGCCUCUUUUCAUAAGUGUCCUUGAAGUUUGUCUGACUGUUUCAAAUUAUAUAUGUUUUGAUGUAAUACUCGAUUUUCUUAAUAAGCAAACAGAUCUGCCGCAUCAUUGAGAUGUACUGGUACGUAAUGUGGUAAGAUUUCAGUAUUUUAGUUUUUAGUGAUGGUUGAUUGUUAGUGAAAUCUUCUUUUAUCUUUCAUUUCUUAAUUAAUGUUGUCUUUACCAUUGUUUGAAAUCAUGAUCAUCAUUGUCGCC